UGUAGUAGUGUCUGGGCUGCUGGCGUGCUGUGUUGACGGCCAGGCAGGCACAGCGCACAAACCGAAGAGGUGGCGUUAGCGAUAAAUUGAAGCGAAAAAUACUGGAAAGACAAGACUGAAAACAUAAAUUAACACAAAGCAAGGGUUAUAGAUUAUAUUUACAGAUUUUAAUUUUGGUGUAGAUUAAACCGACUAGAGAGACUGCAACCAGGACGCUAUACUGUGGGUGGAAAAACGAGCGAACUGGUCUAGUUUUUCUAUUGGAGUUAAUUAAUACAACUGUGCAAUCGAGGAACAACGCUGCCUCGUUAGAGACAGCGAGAGCGCAUCUUUUUCAUUGUAAAAAAAAAACAAAAUAGAUAGCGUUUUGUAUUGUAAUAUUAUCUCGACUGUAACAUUGUAUGUUUUAUUUAUAAAGGCAGAAAUUAAAGACGCAUUUUCUAUGUGGCUGUUACAUUUUUUAAUUCGUGGAACCUGUAUUCGUUUCGGCAUACUAGCUAGGGAUAGGGAAAUCUGAUUAAUAACACAGCGAGGUGAGCAGACAAGCAGCCCCGUGAAACUAAGGUAUGGAUGUGAAUGUCAUUAACACAACAUAGGCGAGCCAGUGACAGAGACAGAGAGAAAGGGGUAGAGCGAGAGUAGUGUGUAGAGGCGGCGUCCUUGUCAGGAGGGAAGGGCUGAAAUGUCAGGAUAUAUCAGCAACCACAACGCAGACGGGGGUUUGGAAAUCAGCGAAGUCCAGACACAUUGCAGCAGAGAGAGCGAGAGAGCUGGCCAGAAGAAUUAACUGCUGCGAGAACUCGGGAUACACACACACUGACAAUUGAGCAAGCCAGACUGUGUCAUUAAUCAGCCAUAACGCAUCACCCCCUCUACUACUAGCACUGUGGGGACUGAUUGAGGCUAGAAUGUGGAUGGUCGGACAAUUUUAAAUUGGAUUACCAGAGGGGCUAUCAUCAUCAUAAUUAUUAGGACUAAGGCGCAUCGGAUUUUCCCGUUUCUUCUCGAUGCUAUUUAUUUUCUGCUUACAAGAAAAUCUACUCCAUUCCAGUCAACCGACUGGAGUAAAACGUACAAAAGAUCGCCGUUGUUUGCAGUGUGUGUAUUCGAGCUGUCUGGAAUCGCCCUGAACUGGAACUAAGCACACGAUUUGGAUAACCGAUGUGGUGAAGAUAACCGUGAUCAGGAGGAAACAAUGGCCAGCACAUAACUUUAAAAACCCAUUUCUCAAGAAGCACCAUUUCUUAAAGGAGUGAUGAAGAAGCUGAGUAGGGAAAAAAUGGAGGACACUCCGAUUAAAAAAAGGCUUGUCGCAGAACUGCAUGAGAAUGGCAGAACAGAGGGAGCCCCUGAAACCCCCAAAAUAAAGAAAGAAAUUGUGGAAGAGACUGGGGAAUCAGAGUCCAAUGAGUGUGGCAGGCAGGUUCCGAUUCCUGGGCCAAAGCCUUUGGACCUGAGCCCAGGCUUGAAGCACACCCUGGCCCAGUUCCACAUCAGCAGCCAGGUCUCCUUGGGUGGACCAGCAACCUUUUCGGCUCGAAAUACCCAAGAAUGCAUGUCUCCCAGCGUCUUCAUGCCACUUGCAUCACCACCAGCCUUGCCAGGCCCCCUGCUUAUUCCUUCUGACACUUCCACUGAGCUUACUGAUUCCCUGCUGGAGGGGGAAUCCAUUUCCUGCUUCAUGGUUGGCGGUGAGAAUAGACUAUGUCUCCCCCAGGUCCUUAAUUCGGUCCUGCGUGACUUUUCCCUCCAGCAGAUUAACACCGUCUGUGACGAGUUGUACAUCUACUGUUCAAGGUGUAACACUGACCAGCUUCACAUCUUGAAAGUGCUGGGCAUUCUGCCAUUCAAUGCACCUUCCUGUGGACUCAUCACACUGACAGAUGCCCAGAGACUGUGCAAUACUUUAUUGCGCCCGGGAACACUUAUGCAGAAUACCAGCAAGCAUGCAAGCAAGAGCACAUUGACUCAACUGAAAGAGACCGACUCAAACUUCAAGGUAGAGCAUGAAUGCCUGGGCAAGUGUCAGGGCUUGUUUGUGAUGCAGUUAUACACACAGCCUAAUGCCCCCUGCAUCCAGUGCCUGGAGUGCCAGCUGAUGUUUUCUCCCCAGAAGUUUGUGAUGCAUUCCCACAAGUCACCUGACAAGAGGACCUGUCACUGGGGCUUCGACUCGGCCAAGUGGCACUGCUACCUCCAGCUUGGGAAAAAGUAUUACAAUACUCCAGAGGAGAAGCAGCUGAAGCAGCGGCUUGAAGAAAUUAAGGAGAAGUUCAGCUUCCAGCAGAAAAGGACAUUUGAAAAGAAGGACCAUUCUGAAGAUUUCCAGGUGAAAAAGGCACGCUACAACCUCUCAAAUCUGCAGGGCAAGCUACCCGACAAUGACUCUGUCAAAAAGACUGAACCCCAGCAGGAUGUGCUGUUCAAGCACUGGUAUGCAGACAUCAAGCAGGACCCAGAUCAGGAUUCUGGCGUCCAUCCAAGCUACUACCUAUACAUGUAUGAUAAAGUAGUGGCCCCCAACGUCUCGCUGCCUGCCACCUUGACCCACGGCUGUGACUCUGGGAAGCUGCCAGGUAGAGCUCCAGAGGGAAAUGAAGAGGUCCUUGGUGCCCUGCUGAAGCACCAUUACCACGAGGAGCAGAAGAGGGCUUCAUCCUGCUCUGAAGGAUCUUUUGAUGAAGAGGAAGAAUCUCAGAGAGUGGCAAAAUCAGUUGGUGCCAUAGAUCACCACACUAGAAGUUGUUCUGCAGAUCAAGUGAAAUCCAAACAUCCCAAUGUCUGUGAGCGUGGCCCCUUGGCUGUUGUCAUGGAAACCCACCCGAGUGAGCACGCCUUCUUGCCUUUCAUUAAGGACGUCAGCUCGGAGGAUGACAAGGACAAAAUCGUGAUGGAGAUUCUGCAAAUGUACACUAAACAGCAGGAGAGGCUCAACGCAACUCUGGAAAAGAAAAUGCAGUUGCAAAUGGAGCUGGAUCUGUUACGCAGCCCCAGCAGGUCUACCCGGCUGAAGGAGCUGUCGGAGCAGUGCGAGCUGCAGCAGGAGCUGGAGUUGGUGCAGAGCGAGCAGGCUAGCAGGCUGGAGGAGCUCAGAGAGGAGCAGAUGGAGCUGGAGAAGAGGUUGGAGCAGCUGAGACAGCAGGGCUGUGCAUGUGACCGCUCCUCUGAGAGAGACCGGGAGGCACAGUAUGCAGCACAGCUGUCGGAGCUGCGCCAGAGGCUGGAUCAGGCUGAGGCUGACCGCCAGGAGCUGCAGGAAGAUCUGCAGAGGGAGCGGGAGGCCCGGGAGAAACUGGAGAAGAUGAUUACUGAGAUGAAGCUGCAGAUCGCUGAGAAAAAUAACCAGGAGGCGAAGGUAAACUCCAAGAACAAAUAAACAGCCGUUACUGGAGGGGGAAAAAAAUGCAAGAAGACCUUGCUGACAUUUUCUUUUCUUUUUUUAUGGACAAAAAUGUUAAAAUGGAGAGCUGUAUUAAUAGCAAGU
Polyodon spathula (Mississippi paddlefish) is the source of this 3484-nucleotide messenger RNA. RefSeq names its product ski-like protein. Gene Ontology annotation, biological process: negative regulation of BMP signaling pathway. Gene Ontology annotation, cellular component: nucleus. The transcript is spliced from 8 exons. The record is from RefSeq and is a predicted model, not a curated record. Lineage: Eukaryota; Metazoa; Chordata; Actinopteri; Acipenseriformes; Polyodontidae. Gene Ontology annotation, molecular function: DNA-binding transcription factor activity, RNA polymerase II-specific; RNA polymerase II cis-regulatory region sequence-specific DNA binding; SMAD binding. Bases 1256 to 3376 code for a protein of 706 amino acids.